GCAGAGCACACGACUGCAGGAGCUGAACUCUGAUUCCUCACGUGCGUUAUGUUCCCCUCUUUCCCUCCUGUGUUUCAGGCCAACCUCCACUGCAGGAACAUGUCUUCCUACGGACAGCUGAUCAGCUCCCGCUGCUACAACCCCUGUGAGGUGACCUGCCCGCGGCCAUAUGCCGAUGCCUGGAACGAGCCCUGCGUGACAUCCUGCGGUGACUCCAGAGCCGUGGUCUACCCACCCCCAGUGGCCAUCACCUUCCCCGGACCCAUCCUCGCCUCGUGCCCCCAGGAGAGCUACGUGGGCACCUCAGAACCCCAGUGCAUUGGCGGCCCAUACACUGCCGGCGGCUACCUGGGGUACAGAGGCUCAGUGGGCACCGGGUACUCCUACCCCUCCUAUUCCCGUCAGCUCAACAGAUACCGCUAUGGAGGCUGUGGGCCAUGCUAAAGCAGCAGGAAUAUUUUGGGGGAAAAAAAAUGCCAAGAAAUGGGUAAUAAGAUUCAGAUUCUGGAAUGAGCAGAGGGACAUUGUUUUCAGAGGCACAAAACACCCGCUGCUUCUAUUUAUUGUGGGAGCCAAGGGUGCUCAGGAGCUUUGAAACUCUAUCCAGUGCAUGAAGUUCUCUUUUCUGUAGUACUCCAUCUCUUUCCAAAUGAUGUUGAUAUGGCCUUAUUCACGUAGCAGACCAGGUAUGCAAUCAUCCAAGAUCCACUCCCCAUGAUCAGAGUGAUGUAGCAAGGAAUUAACAGCCAAUCCAAUGUGACCAUGUGUGCCAAGGUGUAUCAUCUGUCUGUGGCCUUUACCUUUUAAGAAAAUGCAUGUCAACAUGUAAAGUGUAGAAUAGGAAAAGCUACAUGGUGCUUUCCUUGUAAAGCUCUCUCUCUCUCCUCACUGAAAGCACUUAUUCUUCCUCAGAGUGGGAUUGUUGAAGCCUAUCACUGCCAGAAAAAAAAGAAGACCGCCUUGUGCACAUGCAGCUCCUGGGAGUGGGGGAUUGGUUGUAGAACUGUUUCAAUCUCUGGAACUAUGUUCUUUCAAUGUCUCACUUUUUUGCGUUGAAAAUGUAUGUUUCUCUUUUCAUUCUAAUUAAAACAAAUCAGACUAAA
Molecule: messenger RNA, 1103 nt
Organism: Alligator mississippiensis (American alligator)
Lineage: Eukaryota; Metazoa; Chordata; Crocodylia; Alligatoridae
Product: beta-keratin-related protein-like
Exons: 1
Coding region: 49-444 (131 amino acids)
Cellular component (GO): intermediate filament
Molecular function (GO): structural constituent of cytoskeleton
Source: RefSeq, a predicted model, not a curated record